Molecule: messenger RNA, 743 nt
Organism: Hermetia illucens (black soldier fly)
Lineage: Eukaryota; Metazoa; Arthropoda; Insecta; Diptera; Stratiomyidae
Gene: EloC
Product: elongin-C
Exons: 3
Coding region: 30-518 (162 amino acids)
Biological process (GO): ubiquitin-dependent protein catabolic process
Cellular component (GO): elongin complex
Molecular function (GO): protein-macromolecule adaptor activity
Source: RefSeq, a predicted model, not a curated record
CGCUGGUACCGGUAUGUAUUGGAAACUGAAUGAAAGGGAAAAGUUGGCAGCAUUGCUUUGGGUUGUCAUUCGAGACUGUCAAAGGUCAGGGGAUAAUCAUCAGCUUGGAGUUUUGCGUAUUUUUUGGUGCUAGAUUUUUUCAAUUUUCUAGGAGCAACAAAAUGUCACAGGCAAUGGAUGAACAACGUUCUGAGCGAGUUUAUGGCGGCUGCGAAGGACCCGAUGCAAUGUACGUCAAACUCAUCUCUUCUGAUGGGCACGAAUUCAUCGUUAAACGUGAACAUGCGCUCACCUCAGGAACCAUAAAAGCCAUGUUAUCUGGUCCUGGUCAGUUUGCUGAAAAUGAAGCUAAUGAAGUUAAUUUCAGAGAAAUACCAUCACAUGUAUUGCAGAAAGUUUGUAUGUACUUUACUUACAAAGUGCGAUAUACAAACAGCUCAACGGAAAUCCCCGAGUUCCCUAUCCAACCAGAGAUUGCAUUAGAACUGCUUAUGGCCGCAAACUUUCUGGACUGUUGAGGACGAGAAUUAGUUUUCACAUCAUCUCUUAAUAAGAAUAUGUAAUAACAGAUGCAUCAUUUCAUAUUAUUUUAAUUUAAAAUGUCUUCAAAAUUAAAUCGAUAUCUAGAUGAUGAUUUCUAUUUCCCUGAUAAACAUAAAUAUGGAAGCUAACUUAAUUGUAGAUAUAAAAGGUUUGUUUGGUAUAAUAAUAGAAAAAAUCAAGAGUAUGCGAGGAAAACAACA